AUGGUUAGUCACGUCUUUCACGACUAUUCCAGCUUUGAAAACGCCACCACUGUGGCUGGUGUCUUCCAGAAUUUCAACAAGUUGCCAAACUUGAGUUUGGCAGAGAAGAUUUGGGGUAGUAUCUACUACUACAUUGGUAACGAUUUGUUCGCUACCGGAUGCAUCUUCUUCUUCGUCCACGAAGUGGUUUACUUUGGAAGAAGUUUGCCAUGGUUCAUCAUCGACAGAAUCCCAUUCUUCAACAAAUACAAGAUUCAAGAUACCAAGCUCCCAAGCUCUCAGGAACAGUGGGAAUGCUUCAAGUCUGUGUUCAUUCACCACUUUGUUCUCGAGGCUUUCCCAAUCUGGUUCUUCCACCCUCUCUGCCAGUACAUUGGUAUUAGCUACGAAAUUCCUUUCCCAACCUACAAGACCAUGGCCUUACAGUUGGCAGUUUUCUUCGUUCUUGAAGACACCUGGCACUACUGGUUCCACCGUGCCUUACACUACGGUGUCUUCUACAAGUACAUUCACAAGCAACAUCACAGAUACGCUGCUCCUUUUGGUUUGGCUGCUGAGUACGCCCACCCAGUCGAAGUCUUUUUGUUGGGUUUGGGUACCGUCGGUAUUCCAAUUGUCUGGUGCUACUUCACCAGAGACUUGCAUCUUUUCACCAUCUGUGUCUGGAUCACCUUGAGAUUGUUCCAAGCCAUUGACUCUCACUCUGGCUAUGAAUUCCCUUGGUCAUUGCACAACUUCCUCCCAUUCUGGGCUGGUGCCGACCACCACGACUUGCACCACCACUACUUCGUUGGUGGUUACGCCUCUUCUUUCAGAUGGUGGGAUUACCUUUUGGACACCGAGGCUGGACCUGAAGCUAAGGCCCACAGAGAAGCUAGAAUGAAGCUCAAGGCCGAAGCCGCUCAAAAGAAGAGUAUCUAA
Suhomyces tanzawaensis NRRL Y-17324 is the source of this 921-nucleotide messenger RNA. RefSeq names its product methylsterol monooxygenase (gene ERG25). The record is from RefSeq and is a predicted model, not a curated record. The transcript has a single exon. Bases 1 to 921 code for a protein of 306 amino acids. NCBI's taxonomy places the organism in Eukaryota, Fungi, Ascomycota, Pichiomycetes, Serinales, Debaryomycetaceae. Gene Ontology annotation, molecular function: iron ion binding; C-4 methylsterol oxidase activity. Gene Ontology annotation, biological process: ergosterol biosynthetic process.